Molecule: messenger RNA, 1858 nt
Organism: Acipenser ruthenus (sterlet)
Lineage: Eukaryota; Metazoa; Chordata; Actinopteri; Acipenseriformes; Acipenseridae
Product: small ribosomal subunit protein mS31
Exons: 7
Coding region: 119-1324 (401 amino acids)
Cellular component (GO): mitochondrial small ribosomal subunit
Molecular function (GO): structural constituent of ribosome
Source: RefSeq, a predicted model, not a curated record
CGUUUCCCUGUCGGAUGCUUUUCAAUGCAGCAUCGGUGAGAGGUCAGUGAAACAUGCCUGUGACAUUGUAGGAUUUUAGUUUCACAGGUAACUUGUUAACUCUGUCAAAUUAUUAAAGAUGUACAGAAGGAUAAUUUUACUGACAACCAGGAACAGAAGCGGGAUAAGCCGUAUUGCAGAGCACAGUAUAAACAUAACAAAUCAACAAGAAACGAAAAGAAUAUCGGUGUCAACAUGCCCUAACCGGCAAAGGAUGCUCUAUAACAAGGGAGUCUGUACUCCCAACAAGAGGCCGUUUAACACAAGCACAGCCAUCUCCAAAGAGAAUGAAGAGUCUUCCGCACCUAAAACUGGAGUGACGGAAGCCAAGGUGAAAGAGAAGGAGUCGAAGAAAUCUGGAAAAGAGAACCUGUUAGAUCUCCUGAGUGCAAUGAAAGUAGACGUGACCACAAAGAAGAAAUUCCAGGCUUUAAAAUCUCAGAAGAGCAAGGAGCAACCAAGAGUUCACCCUGAAUCCAUGGAGAGUGCAACAAGCAUGUUUCAGAAAGCUACCACAGAACAGCAGGCUCAGAAAGAGUCCCUGAGCCCAGAGCUCGUCGCCGCUGCCUCUGAGGUUGCUUCCUCCAUGCCUUUGAAAAAGUGUCAGACGGAAUCAGAGCUGCUGCAACAGCUACGGAAACACGCGUCGGACACUGAGGUCCAUAAAAAAGCUGAAACUAACAACAUUGGUAACAUCAUUGCUGACAUGAAGGUAGGCAAGCACCCCAAUGCUAGAUCGCCUAACAGACCGGCCAAUCAGAUUCGCUUUGAUGACGAUGGCCGUGGCUAUACUCACGACAGAGGAGUUGUGAAUGAGUUUGAUGCAGUCAGGAGGAGGAAAAGUUUGUUCACUGGCAAGAGACUGAAUAUUUUUCCAUCCACGACAGACACAACAGAAACAGAACCCAAAGAAGUAUCUGUUCCCUCCCUGUGGGAUAUUGAGCUGGCUGGUCAGAUUGCAGCUGUUAUCAAACACCUGCCCCGGAAUGGAUUUGAGGAAAUGAUCCAGUGGACAAAGGAUGGAAAACUCUGGCAAUAUCCCAUUAACAACGAGGCUGGUCUUGAGGAAGAAUCAGAUGUCCCAUUUCAUGAACAUGUAUUUUUAGAUAGUCAUCUGGAAGACUUCUCAAAGCAAGGACCAGUUCGCCAUUUCAUGGAACUUGUCAUUAACGGGUUGUCUAAAAACCCCUAUCUAACCGUCAAGCAAAAGAUGGAGCAUAUAGAAUGGUUCCGUGAGUACUUCCAGCAGAAGGAGGAGGUUCUGAAGGAGAGUGAAGCUUACUGAGUAGACCUGGAAAUCAGGGAGACACAAACCAGCUAAAUGUAAUGCUCCUUCUACGCUGUACAUAAGCACCGCUUUUGCUUUGGAAAACCCAGGAGUCCAGGUCUAUCCCAUCACCCCAAAUCACAUUAAAUUGCUUUGAUCCUAGACCAAGUAAGUCAAUAUGGGCUUGUGUUGAAAUUUGGUAUUUUGUGUAAGACAGGAACAUGAUGAUCCCCAUGUAAAAAGAGAUGUACAAGUACUUUUUGAUUUAGCUAUUAAAUGGAGAUACCUGAUACAGAAUACACAUUUUGUUCUUUCCCUUCAUUGUUUUGUAAAAAUGUGCAUUUUCGACUUACAUAUAUAUAAACCAUUGUCUCCCCUAUUCAGAAAGAGGGAAAAGAAAUCUACUCCUGGAUAUCCAUGUAUUAGUCCAGCUUAUUGGUAUGUAAAGGCAACACAAAGAAGAUGAUUGUACUCCAAACUGGGUGUAUGAUAGCAGAAACUCUUUCACCAGAAUUUUGCAGCAAUGUCAUAAAUAAACAUUUUAAAAAUGUA